GAAAUCGUUUAGGAUCAUCAGAAACAGUGACGCGGGAGGUUCACGUUUUCGUGCAGCCGAACGAACUCACGAUUAAGAAAAGCCACAAGGUUUCAGUGAUUGUUGAACUGUUGAAUUCACAGUAAUAUCGUUUUUUACCGGACGUUUGGUACGAAAACGUGAAUUACGGUUGUCCGUGUCAUUAGAAAAAAAAGGAUUCGCCGAGUGCAACGAUCGAUUUAUAUACGCGACUAUAUAUCUCGUGUUGUAUACUUCAAAUGAAAGUUUCGCCAAAAGCAGCUGUUCCUAUUCGAACACACAGCGGGUGAAAGAAAAACAAAAGACUGUCCAAAAAAUUGUAUUGUUUUCAAACACAUUCCAACUCUGUGCCAUUUAUAAACGUUGUUCCACGCCCGGAAAAAGCUUUCGUCUUUGUGGAACAAUUAUCCCGUCACUCGUAGGGCAGAAUCCUGUGCAUGGAUUCACCCUGGAAGAUGGGACUUGACGUAAUCGCAUUCUUUAAUAAUAGUUAUCAACGAUUUGAAAAAUUCAAGAAAACCCAAUCAGCCAGUGGAAUUAUGGCGGGUUCGAUAGCAGCCUUAGCCUGUUUAUGGAUAACAAUCCAGAGCUUAGGGUUCUUUGGUUAUGGCCACGUUAUCGGUGGUUACAGAGUCCCUCUGUACGUGCAGAAUCAUCGUGCGGCGAUGAACGGAAUUCUGAACGAGAUGUUCGCUCGUACUGAGCAGCCGAAACCCCCGAGACUGCCGGAAUUGAAUGGAAACGCGCUCAACACUUCAAUCGUUUAUGGGCAAAACGUAGUCGGCCGUUUGCAAAGGUUGGAGGAAAACCUCGUUUCGGCGGGAAUCCUUCUUGGCCAAAAUACGCCUGCUCACGAUCAAUACAUUUUUUCGGCACCGAACGACGAAGCGUUUGAGAUGCAGGCCGAUGCACUCGUCGCAGCUAAAGCUUCGAUGUAUCUCUUGCAGCAUCACUGCCACAGAUACGGAGAGAACGAAGGAAAGUGCGCCCAUUUCGUUUCAACCCUCAGCCUGGAGGGCACGAGCUUAGGCGAGAGUUGCGUAUCGAGCCAUAACGUUGAUUGCGAUGGAAUUUCAACGUAUCGUUCGAUCGACGGAAGUUGCAACAAUCCGGACAAUCCACGAUGGGGUAGCGCGUUGACGGCCUAUGCGAGAGUUUUAUUCCCUCGUUAUUCCGAUGGGAUCCAAGAGCCGAGAAAAGCUGAGAGGAGAAGAAGACAGUUGCCUGGACCGAGGAUCGUCAGUACCACUCUUUCACGCAACACCGAAAAUUCUGACCUCUCCAAAACUCUGUCCGUCAUGCAAUGGAGUCAGUUCAUCGCUCACGAUCUCGCUCACACUCCCGUUCGGAAAAUGGUUUCAACCGGUCAGCCGAUUUCUUGCUGCAAUCACGACGGUUCGUGGCCUGCACCGAGACACAUUCAUCCGCACUGCGCCGCCAUCCGGAUUCCUGAAAGCGAUCCGAUUUACGGCGAACAUUACAUCAGUUGUAUGAAUUACGUUCGUUCGCUACCGGUGAUCGAAGAAGACUGCAAUUUCGGACCGAUAGAGCAGAUGAAUCAAGUGUCCCACUUCCUGGACGCCUCGACGAUUUACGGAUCAACGCUGAGACGUUCUUUCGAAUUGCGUGCCUUCAGGGAUGGAAAAUUGCGCGUCCAAAGUCACGAAAACCACGAUUAUUUGCCAGGCACCACCGACGUUAGAGAGUGUCUGACGAAUAGAUCUUGCUACAAAGCCGGCGAUGAUCGUGUUAAUUUCGAACCGACUCUGGCCGUGAUGCACACCGUGUGGCUUCGGGAGCACAAUCGCAUCGCCGAGAGCCUUCACAAAAUCAAUCCAUCGUGGUCGGACGAGAAAAUUUAUCAGGAAUCGCGGAGAAUCGUGAUCGCUGAAAUUCAGCACAUAACGUACAACGAGUGGCUCCCAAUAAUACUCGGAAAUGAUUAUGUCAACGCCAUUGGUUUGGGUGUCAGACAAGAUCACACUGAGGACUACAGUUCUUCGGAGAAUCCCACAGUCAGCAACGAAGCUGCGACUGCCGUUUUCCGGUUUUUCAAUUCCCUGAAACAGGGACAGUUGAGCUUGCCGGAUGAUGCGCGCCAGAUGAACUCGUCUCUCCAACUUUCCGACUACUUUUACAAACCUCGGAUCAUCGAGAACGACGGAAUUUUCGACGGUCUCGUAAGAAGUCUAGCGACACAAUUGGCGAACAAAAUGGACAUAAAUUUAGUGCCCGACAUUACCCAUCGACUCUACAAAACUAAUUCAUCCCUUGGGCUGGACACCAUCAGUCUGGAUAUUCAACAGGGUCGCGACCAUGGCCUCCCAGGCUAUAAUCAUUAUCGUAAAUAUUGCGGAGUUCCAGCAGCAAAGAAAUUCGGAGAUUUUAUGGAUCACAUACCAAUGGAGAUUGUCAAAAAAUUGGAAUCGUUGUACGAUCACCCUAACGACGUUGAUCUAAUUAUUGGCGGUAUGGCCGAACGUCCGGUCGACGACGGUCUUUUGGGGCCGACAUUCCGUUGUUUACUUUCUGAACAGAUGGCUCGGAGUCGCUGGACCGAUCGGUACUUUUACGACUCCGCUAAUCAGCCACAUCCAUUCACAUCUGAGCAACUGAAUCAACUGCGUCGCGUUACAUUGGCGCGUAUUUUCUGUGAUAAUAGCAACAACGUUUCACAAAUGCAGCCAAAUGUUUUUAUACGACCUCAAGUUGGAAACGAAAUUACUUUGUGCGACGAUUUUCAAGCGAUACCAAGCGUCGAUCUGUACGCCUGGGCCGAAAAGGCUAAAGCCUACCGCUGAAUAUCGCGUGUAAUUGACUGGUCACUUUACCGGAAUCGGAAACCCGGAGAUCUCGGGAUCGAGAACGAGGAAAAAUGAUGAACAGCCUUCCGGCUGACCUCGGAGAUCGCGCCCGAAUCAGCGAUGAAAUUUCCUUGCCAACACCCACGAACGAUUCUAUAUCGUUCUAUAAAAGAAGCAACAACAAGGGGAUGAUUACAAAGUGGGAAAAUCAAACAGGAAGAGAGCAAAGAAUCUUUGUUUUAUGUAACUCGGUAGACGACGGUGAAAUUACGUGACUAGUUGAUUGCGAAAAUUCGGAAAAUCUCGUUCAAAGUCGAGAAAAGUGUAACAUAAGCUGCAUCCCGUGAAUUUUUCAUUAUAUUUUACUGAUUAUUUAUGUAAGAACCAAUUCAAUGACUGAUUAACACGAGUACAAGAAAUAUUAACAAAGAAAAUAGAUCAGAAACUGUUACUAGAAACGUGUGUUUUGUGUGGAACGACUGAGAAGCGAGUGUGAGUUGAAUGCAUCAUACAUUGAUAUAAAAAAAAUGUGCGGGACUCUUCCCACGUACACGUGGUGACAGGAAAAUAAUCGACGAAAUAUUUUUAUCCUUUGAUAUCGCUAGAAAAUGAAAUAUUCGGAUUUUUCCGAAAAAUAGGCGCCACAUAUUUUUACCAUUCAUUUGCCAAGCGUUGCUGACCAAUUAAGUUGUGAUCUACGCUAGUCGAAAGACGAUUUUGAGUCUCGAUCUCUUUUCGAGAAUUUUGCCAUUAGUUGAAAGGAUUUCACAUCGCCCAGAAGAAUUUUCUUUUAUUCUUCAUCACUGUCGAAACUUCCAAGUUCGAAGUAUCACGAUAUUUUCCACGUAGAAAAAGAUUGCAUCGCUGAGUGAAAAGUAUAGGAGAAUGAAGGAAUGCGAUGCACGUGACUGAUUAGGUUUAUAAGUAUCAUCGAGUGUUUAUAAACACGAAAUCAUGCAAUUCUUGUACUUACCAUUUGAAAGACUCACCUGAAUGUUAUUUCUCACAGAGCUUCUUGUAUUUGUACCAAAAUAAAUCGAUGAAUCAACAAAA
This is a messenger RNA of Venturia canescens, 3875 nucleotides long. Its product is annotated as peroxidase-like. The record is from RefSeq and is a predicted model, not a curated record. Gene Ontology annotation, biological process: response to oxidative stress. Lineage: Eukaryota; Metazoa; Arthropoda; Insecta; Hymenoptera; Ichneumonidae. Gene Ontology annotation, molecular function: peroxidase activity; heme binding. Bases 456 to 2819 code for a protein of 787 amino acids. The transcript has 13 exons.